AGCCCAAAUCUCGUUUUGAAAGCGAGACCGUCAACAAAAGUGCCAUGUUUCAAGAUGGCGGAAGAUGGAGAAUCACUUGAUAUUUUGGAAUUGCUGAAAGAUGACGGCACCUUUAGUAAGUUUUUGGAGGAUUCAUUUGACCCAAAGUCAUAUGCAAACACAAUCAUACAGAGUAGAGCAAUCGGGGAAUCUCUUGCAAAGUUAGCUGAUGGUAUCAAUCUUCUAGAUAAAGAAAUCAGAGAUCAGGUAUCUUCACACCAUGAAGAUCUUUUGUCCCAAGCAACAGGCAUUGAAACAUUGGAAAGUGUACUGCAGAGCAUUCAAGGAAGAAUACAUUCUCUAAAGACCUCAGUAGAAAGGGUACAAGUUCAAAUCACAGAUCCUUACAAUCGCAUUGCGUCUAGGACAAGGCAGCUAAGAAGACUUCAGAAUGCAUGUGACAUCUUACGUCGGGUAAUUCGGAUAUUUCAUCUUGGUAAGAGACUACAAAUGCAACUGAAAGCAGGCGUUCGAGAAAUUGCCAAGGCAGCUCAAAGUCUGAAUGAACUCGACCAUGUUCUCGAAGGUGAAGAUUUGUCAGAUAUACAGCUGAUCAAAAAUGAUCUUGAGUUGAUAAAAAAAGCUAGGGAAGAAGUCGAGAACCAGGCAAAUCUUAUGUUGGACCAAGGUCUGGAUAAUCAGAAUCAAACACAGACUGGUACAGCUUUACAGGUAUUUUACAAUCUCGGCUUACUGCAAGACAGAGUCGAUGAAGUCGUCUCCAAGUAUUCAGCGAAUCUACAGGAGCUGGUUGUUGAUACUUUUGAUCCGCAAAAGAUGAAUCCAAACCAAGCAACUGGGCCUGGGCCAGGAAGAUCAACGAUGCCAACAACUGGAAGCAGCGCUGCUUGGAGAGCUGGUCUGUGGACAAGAAUGGAUAAGCUCGUAAACAAGACGUACGAACUUUGUGAAAAAGUUUAUCAUCUUGAAAAAGUCUUGGCCAAAAAGAAGGACCCAGUUUCUCACUCUUAUUUUAUUGAAAACUUCAGUGAAGAUGGGCGAAGUAUCAUUUUAAAUAAUUUUUGGACAAUGGCAAUCGAAACACUAGGAGAUGGCUUGAGCCGGGCAGCACAAGACUCGACGUUUAUAAAGCAAGCUUUUGAAGGGGAAUACCCGAAGCUUCUUCGGAUAUGCAACGAUCUCUGGGCACGUGUAGCCCAAUUCAAAUCAAAUCAGUCACUGUCUGCACAAAGCAACGAUCACGUGAUUGGUAUUACCGCUGACAUAAGCACCAAGAGCAGUGCUAGGUUGAUGCUAAAGAAUUCUUUGAUGACUUUCGAAACUGCUUAUUUAUCAAGAUCCUUGUCAAGACUGUUUGAUCCCAUCAACCUGGUGUUUCCAUCUGGUGCGCAGAAUGUUCCUUCAAAAGAUGAACUGAACAGUAUCAUCAAAACCAUGUCUAGUGAAUUGAACGUUGCUACUGUUGACCAAGAACUCUUUAUUCUUUUGGCACGAAAUAUUGCCAAGACCGUACAAUUAUACGUCACCAAAUGUGAGCAGCUGAUAACUGCAAGCCCAGAGGCUAGCCAACUAAGUGGUGGAUUGACGAACGCACAGAUACUCAAUGCAGAAGUUGCCAACUCUCUAUAUCAACUUAGCUGUGGACUUAAUCAGGUGCUAGCAACAUUAGAGGAUGCUCCGAGUGCAGCUGUUGUUGCUAUAGGACAGUCAGUUAAGAACGUAACUCUGGUUAUGGAAACCACGCUGAAUUUGUUACUAGAUGCUGUGAUGACGUCACUAGAAAACAAGAUGGCUCGUAUUCAUACAGAAAAUUUUAUCAGCAGUGAUUCAGCUGUUGAAGAUGUCGAUGACCAAGGAGAUUCUUCUUCAUCUUCUUACAUCAAAGAUAUAAGGAAUUUCAUUCAAAGGAUACAACAUGACUACUUCUCUAUGUAUGAGUGCAAAGAUGUCUUGCAAGAAUCGUUAAAACCGGUUGCUGCACGCUGUUUGACUCUGUUUGUGCGUCAUGCAAGUCUCCUGCACGACAUUUCCGAAACAGGCAAAAUGAAACUCACUAAUGACAUGGCACAGCUGGAGCUUGCUGUAUCCCCAUUUUGCAAAAGAAUAUCAGAUCUAGGCGCUGCCUACAAAAUGCUGAGGGCAUUCAGGCCGUUGCUGUUUCAGUCCUUGGACGAGAUACAAAGCAACCCAGCUCUUGGUGAAGCACUUCCAUAUACUGUUGUCCUGCAUUUCCUCUUUUCGAAAGCACCUUUGGAUUUGAGACCUCCCCACAUAGUUGCUGGAUGGACAUUAUCAGAAUACUCUUCAUGGCUGGACUCUCACCAGGGUGAAAAUGAGGUUUUGACCCUAAUCAAAUCCACUUUGGAUGCUUAUGCAAAACAAAGAAAACUUCACAACUCAAACGAGACAAAUUUAGUCUAUGACGUAAUGAGUGAGCUGCUCAAGGCUGCUCAAAAUCAUUCAAACAAAUAGAAAUAUUUCUCUUUUCGUUAACUCAAUUUUAAGCACCUUAAUUAUCGUAGUUAAAUUAUAAAUGGUAUCGAGAGGACAUAUUUUCAAUAGAACUUGUCAUUAAUUAUAAAUUAGUUUGUUAGUAGCUUUAUUUCAGUAACGGAGAAUAUUUUCCCAAUUUAUGCCGAGAAUUAGCAAG
This is a messenger RNA of Rhopilema esculentum, 2650 nucleotides long. RefSeq names its product conserved oligomeric Golgi complex subunit 5. Gene Ontology annotation, cellular component: COG complex. Gene Ontology annotation, biological process: intra-Golgi vesicle-mediated transport. The record is from RefSeq and is a predicted model, not a curated record. NCBI's taxonomy places the organism in Eukaryota, Metazoa, Cnidaria, Scyphozoa, Rhizostomeae, Rhizostomatidae.